CAACGGUGGGCAAAUAGGGCUAGGGACACGGGGACAUGAGGGACACAGGGAAAGAGGGACAGAGACACAGGGAUGGGGACACAGGGGUAUAGGGACAGAGGGACACGGGGAUGUGGGAAUGCAGGACCACAAGGAGCGGGGCACGGGACAAGGACAGGACAUGGGGAUGGGGGCACGGGGACAGGGACACAGGGAUGUGGGGAUGGGGACAGGGACUGUGCAGUGAUUGUGGUGUGGCAUUCGGUGACCAUGGGGUGACCACACCCCUGGGGUGGUAUGACAUGAUCAACAGUCAUUGUCACCAUGCUGGUUGCCACAGUGACAGUCCUGGGACAGUGUGUGGGACAGCUAACUGGCUGCUCCCCAAUCAGCCUGGCUUGGGGCCCCGGGUUCUCAGGCUGCAGCCAGAGCGCAGGACCCCAGCCUUGGCCUGUCCCAGUGCUAGACAGGCCGGACCUGGGCAGAGACUGGCGUCGUGCUGGCCAGGGACAGUCUUGGCAUGGGGACAGCUGCGUGUCUGCACCGUCCGAGCUCCCGCCUGGGCUCUGAGGCCCCUGCUGCCGCCACAAGGCCUCGCACUGUCGCUUGGACAAGCCCUUUCCUCAGAGCUGCUGGCCUUCUGCGUGAGCCCCCUCCUAGCUGCCGCCACCCCAUCUUCCCAAGGCUCCCCCACUUCUCCUCAGGGGUCAGCCCAUGUGGCCUUCGCAGCCCUGCCCUCAAGAGCCCGCCCUCCCCCGCGGUCCUUCACUAGGGGCGCAACGUGGCCCAGGGCAUCACCCAGCGGCCCAGAGGCUGGGAGAGGCCUGGGUGUGUCCCGGCUGGGGGGGGGGGGGGUGGGGGCAGCUGGGACACUGGCAGGUCUCUCCCACCUCCCCGUGACUCAGCAGUGGCCCCUAGAGGACAGGCGGCUGGGUGCAUGUCCCCUGCCCCAACACCACGCCCUGGAGCCCUCUCCCGCUUCCUGUGUCUCCAAGGUGACCGUCUCCGUAGCGACACGGUGGGUGGCAGGAACCUGGAGGACCCGGAGAAAAGGCAUAACGAGCCCGGCGGGGCGGGGGAGGUCGGGCCCAGAGUCCAGCCCCGCCCGGGCUGUCACGUGA
This is a messenger RNA of Acinonyx jubatus (cheetah), 1100 nucleotides long. RefSeq lists its product as uncharacterized. The transcript is spliced from 2 exons. Lineage: Eukaryota; Metazoa; Chordata; Mammalia; Carnivora; Felidae. The record is from RefSeq and is a predicted model, not a curated record. The coding region runs from base 111 to 1100 and encodes 329 amino acids.